GGUAUGUUUAUAGUCUUUGUUAUUUUGAAUUGUGAAGUUGUGAGUUGAGAGAAUUUGCUUUGAAUUGUAUUCAAAGCUUCAAAUUUUCAACAAUGACUUCACGAAAGCGUUGCUACAAUGGAUUAAAAAAUGCAAAACAACAUAUGAUAUUAUUUUUCAUUUUAUUCGGCGUACUUUGUGGAUUUUUACUCGGUUCUUUAUUACAUGGCAAUGUUCAGUCGUCCAUAGAUCCAACACCGAAGGAAUAUGCAAUGUACGUGUCGUUUCUUGGUGAGAUUUGGGUGAGAGCAUUAAGACUUUUGGUUCUUCCUUUGAUUGUAUCCAGCUUGCUUUUGGCAGUCGCUGAAUUGGAGUCAAAACAGAGCGGAAAAUUAGGAAGAAGAACAUUGCUGUAUUAUCUUAUGACUACAAUGUUGGCUGCCAUUUUGGGGAGUAUUUUAGUUAUUUGUAUCAAACCUGGAAAUGUCAACGUGAAAAAAAAUGAACCGAACGAAAAAAAUGUUGAACCGAUACAUUCUGUGCUUGACCUAAUAAGAAACAUGUUUCCUGAUAAUUUAAUCCAAGCGGCUUUUUCAUCGGUGAAGACGAAGUAUAAAACUGUGAAGUCUCCCUGCUGUUUUAACGAAACUUCCGUUGGUUCAAAUUCAUCAGCUGAAGAGAUGUUUAAUCUUUUUUCUUCAAAAGUAGUCAGUCCUUGGUUGACGGAAGGAAAGAAUGCCAUCGAAAUCAAAAUCAACGUUAAAUACGAGUUCGAUGGCAUCGAAAAGACGUCUGGAACAAAUAUGUUGGGUUUAGUGGUGUUUUCCGUUCUUUUUGGUUACAUCUUAGGCGGCUUGGGUGAAAACGGCAAGCUUAUGAUUGAUUUCUUCAAAAUUCUCUUUGACGUCAUCAUGAAUUUGGUUACCAUGGUGAUAUGGUUAUCGCCUGUCGGAAUCUGUAGCAUGGUUGCUGGUGCCAUGGUUAAUGCGGUCGAUAUUACUGGUGUCUUCAAGUCCUUGGCUCUUUACAUUGGAACAUGCGUCACUGGAUUGGUUAUUCAUGCUUUUAUCUUUUAUCCUAUUUUGUAUUUCAUUUUUACUCGAAAAAAUCCUUUGAAAUUCUUUUCUGGAAUGAUAACACCAAUGGUGACGGCGUUUGGGACUUCAUCAAGCGCUGCAACUCUUCCUGUGACCAUCUCAAGCAUGGAGAAGAAUAACAAAAUCAGUACGAAAAUCUCGAGAUUUGUGCUUCCUCUCGGAGCGACGCUCAAUAUGGACGGUAGUGCUUUAUAUGAAGCAGUUACCGCCAUGUAUGUUGCUCAAUUGAACAAUUAUGAACUGACGUUUGGACGAAUUCUUUUGAUAUGUAUUGUUGCAACGUUCGUAUCGACAGGCGCUGCGGGCACUCCCGCUGGUGGUCUUGUUUAUAUUAUAAUUGUUUUGGAAGCUUGUGGCUUACCGACUGAGGACAUUGGACCUACACUUGCUGUUGAAUGGUUUCUUGAUCGCGUACGUACAGCUGUUAAUGUUAUGGGAGAUUGCUACUGCGCAGGCGUAAUGGCACAUUGUUUCCGGAACGAGCUGGAUGGAGAGAGGCCUGAGGACGAAACACAGUUCGUUAUUGAGAACGAAGGUACGAUUGAAACGACCACAACGUUUUGAAAGAAUUGACUGGAGACGACUGGUUCGUCUUACAUGACGUUUUCGUGCUCAACCAAAGAAUUUGACGACCGUCUUUUCAUAAGAACGUUAGAAAUAAAAACAUUUUUUUUUCAAAAUAAGAACAAAGUUCGUGGCGAGCGAGAUAUCCACUCGAAGAAACUCGUAAUUUAUUUCUAAUAUCUGGUAAUAUUUUCUAUACACUUCGUCAAACGAUUCUUAAGUAAUUUUUCUAUCAUCUAAAAUAAGCAUCUUUUUAAUACGGCGCCGUCUGCAAUGGAACUCUGGGAUUUUUGCUUUCCGAAAUCCACGACUGACCACGUGACAAUGGCAAAUCUUGCUCGGACGAGAAAAUACUCGGAAAUCUAAAAAACGUAAAAAACAUUUACGAAUUCAGGGAAGUUCUCAGAUUUUAGUUUCUAAAUGAGAGCAGUGUUAGUAAAAAAGUUCUAGGCAACAAUUCAGGGGCAGGUUGUUCAAAGCUUGGAAAGCGUGAUCCAUUGGAUAGUAAAUUUUUCUAACUUGUGAAAAAGUCCUUUUAUUAUAGCCAAGUUUUAUCAUUUA
Messenger RNA from Xenia sp. Carnegie-2017, 2201 nucleotides. Its product is annotated as excitatory amino acid transporter 2-like. Gene Ontology annotation, molecular function: L-glutamate transmembrane transporter activity; neutral L-amino acid transmembrane transporter activity; glutamate:sodium symporter activity. The coding region runs from base 93 to 1640 and encodes 515 amino acids. The record is from RefSeq and is a predicted model, not a curated record. NCBI's taxonomy places the organism in Eukaryota, Metazoa, Cnidaria, Anthozoa, Malacalcyonacea, Xeniidae. The transcript has 7 exons. Gene Ontology annotation, cellular component: plasma membrane. Gene Ontology annotation, biological process: L-glutamate transmembrane transport.